AUGACUGUCUAUUUCAAGGAUGAGGCGUUGAUGUGUAAGGUGUUUCCAUCCAGCCUGGGACCUAUGGCGAUGAGAUGGUUUGAUGGCCUUAAGCCAAAUUCUAUAAAUUCCUUUAAGCAGCUGAUACAGGCUUUUGGUUCCCGCUUCAUUACCAGCAGCAAAGUCCCUCGGCCCUUAGAUUCCCUCCUAUCCUUGUCCAUGCAAGAAGGAGAAACAUUGAAGGCCUAUUCAGACAGGUACUGGGAAAUGUAUAAUGAGAUAGAGGGAAAUUACGAUGACGUCGCCAUUAGUACGUUCAAGAGGGGCCUGCCAACAGAGCAUGGCUUAAGGAAGUCCCUAAUUGGGAAGCUGGUCACUAGUGUGCGCCAACUCAUAGACAGAAUCGACAAGUACAAAAGGGUCGAGGAAGACCAGCAGACAGGAAAGGGCAAAGCGAAGAUUGUCCCUCAGGAGAGGUGGGACUUCAGGUUGGAUCGUAUUAUCAAUAGUAACAGGUCGAGAAGAGAUUACUUGGAACAGUCUGGAUUCACUGGGGUGCAAGCAGUCCACGCUGUGUUCCAAGAACCAUUACACAAGAUCCUAGAGAAAGUAAAGCACGAACCAUUCUUUCAAUGGCCAAGCAGGAUGGCAAGUGACCCCUCGAAAUGUAACCAGAAUCUGUAUUGUGCAUACCACCGAGAGCCGGGUCACACCACCGAUGAUUGCAGGAAUCUGAAAAACCAUUUAGACUGGCUUGCCCGAGAAGGGAAGUUGAUGCAUCUAUUACAUCACCCUGUGGGAUGGCAGGAACAGUCAAACACCGAAACCAGACAAAGCACAUUAAGGCCACCCAUUGACAUAAUAAAUGUCAUUCUUGCUGCACCUGGAAAGACCAGUUCCAAUCCUUUCAGAGUAAUGUCAGUGAGCAGGCUCCCGGCUAAAGCGGACGACAGGGAAUCCAAGAAGGCCAGAGCAAUUGCCACGCUGUUAAUCGGAUUCUCGGAUGAAGACAAACAGGGAACAUUUCAACCCCACGAUGAUGCCCUAGUCGUCACACUCAGAAUUGGAGGCUAUGACGUGAAGAUGGUGCUAGUUAAUCAAGGCAGCGCCGUGAAAGUAAUGUAUCCUGACUUGUAUAAGGAAUUGAACCUGAAGCCAGGGGACCUGUCGGCAUACGACUCCCCUUUGGUCAGUUUUGAAGGAAAAACCGUCACCCCGAAAGCGGACAGAUGCAAGCCUUUCUUCCUCCUAUUGAACAAGUGGAAAGGCUUCAAGUGGACUGAGGAGUGUGCUUUAGCUUUCCAACAGCUUAAGGAAUACCUUACCCGACCACCAAUUAUGUCCAGUCCUGAGGCCGACGAGAUGCUGUUCGCCUACAUCGCUGUAGCCUCUCAUGCAGUAAGCUUAGUACUAAUCCGAGAAGACAAUGGCACACAACGGCCUAUCUACUACGUAAGCAAAUCGCUGCACGAGGCAGAGACCCGUUACCUCCCCCUUGAAAAGGGCGUCUUGGCAAUCGUACAAGCCAUGUGA
This is a messenger RNA of Quercus robur (English oak), 1512 nucleotides long. RefSeq lists its product as uncharacterized. The record is from RefSeq and is a predicted model, not a curated record. Bases 1 to 1512 code for a protein of 503 amino acids. The transcript has 2 exons. Lineage: Eukaryota; Viridiplantae; Streptophyta; Magnoliopsida; Fagales; Fagaceae.